Messenger RNA from Nilaparvata lugens (brown planthopper), 1223 nucleotides. RefSeq names its product protein phosphatase 1 regulatory subunit 7. Bases 237 to 1223 code for a protein of 328 amino acids. Gene Ontology annotation, molecular function: protein binding. NCBI's taxonomy places the organism in Eukaryota, Metazoa, Arthropoda, Insecta, Hemiptera, Delphacidae. The record is from RefSeq and is a predicted model, not a curated record. The transcript is spliced from 9 exons.
ACUGUUUCUAAUUUGUCAAACACCUUUUCCUCCAGUUGUAACUUUGAGCUCGAUGACUUUGUUUACAUCUUGAUUCUUGGUUGGGAGUUUUGAAUGGGAAACAAUAUUAUAAAAUUACAUCAAUCGACUAGCCAUUUCUGACUAGUCUAACACUUCUUCUUAUUUAGUCAUUUUCAUCAAUUAAAAUUUGUGUUCUAUUGAAUCUUCAUUUUUCUAUCAACCGGAAAAUUGCUAAAAUGGCAGAUUGUCCUAAGGAAUGUUCACCGGAAAAUAAUGCAGACAAUACAUCUACAGAGAUUGCGGAAGGUAAUGCUGAGCCAUCAAGUGAAGAGAAUCCCAACAUUGAGUUGAUAAAUAUAGAUGAAAACAUGACGGAACUGGAUUUGAAUCAUCAAAGAAUCCCGGCCAUUUCUUCCAUCACAUCGCUUCAUAUGGCAAAAUCGUUGGAACGAUUGUACCUUAGGUGGAAUCUCAUUAAAAAGAUUGAUUAUUUGGAUCCUAUGGUUCAGUUGAAGGAAGUUGAGUUGUACGACAAUCAAAUUACAGUAAUUGAAAACCUGGAUACGCUGGUCAAUCUCGAGAUAUUGGAUCUGUCUUUUAAUCGGAUAAAAGAAAUAAGAGGACUGGAUAAUCUCAAAAAUCUUGAAAAGUUGUUUCUUGUCUCUAACAAAAUAACAAAAAUUGAGAAUGUCGAUCACCUCAAAAAACUAAAAAUGUUGGAACUUGGUGACAACAAAAUAAGGACAAUUGAAAAUCUAAGCGGACUAGAGAACCUUGACUCACUGUUUCUGCAUCAAAAUAAACUUAAUAAACUCUUAGAUUUUUUGUUAAGUAAUUUAGAUUUAUUGAGAUGUUAUGGCAACCGAAUCACUAAAAUCGAAAAUCUUGAAAAUCUUGUAGAAUUGGAACAACUCUACAUUUCAGAAAACGGAUUGACUGAAAUCGAAGGACUUGAAAAUAACAAACUGAUAUCAACUUUGGACCUGGCUUCAAAUAAAAUAACAGUCAUUAAGAAUGUCAGCCAUCUAGAAGAUUUGGAGGAAUUCUGGCUGAAUGACAACAACGUAUCCGAUUGGAGUUGCAUCGAUAACUUGGCUCAGAAUAAGAAAUUGUCAACUGUCUAUUUGGAGCACAAUCCUGUCUAUAAAGAUGCCAACUACAGGCGAAAAAUCAAAUUGGCGAUUCCAUGGAUCACACAAAUUGACGCUACUCUGGCUCGGUAA